GUCCUGAUCCAACUCAAAAUUUUGCUUUUCGCCCGUCCCGUUUACAUAUAUCAGCUAUUCCAUUUGGUGUAUCGGAUGAUGAUUCAGUAUCAGAUUAUUCCGAGCAUCGAAGAUCCGGCCUUUUUGAUGUCCAUACACCUGCUUUCCAAUCGAUUACAUCAUA
Molecule: messenger RNA, 163 nt
Organism: Scutellospora calospora
Lineage: Eukaryota; Fungi; Glomeromycota; Glomeromycetes; Diversisporales; Gigasporaceae
Source: the annotation of a GenBank genome assembly